GGGCGGUCAGAGAGGGGCUGCCCUUUCCACCUCCAUUCACACGGUGAAAGGCUGAUGCUGCGUCCCUCGCUCUCUCAUUGUGCUGCUCCGUUCGCUUAUUUCGCUGUUUGAGGGGAUCGACCUGAAUGAGAGUUUGUCUAUUGUUGCACGAGUUUUGUUUUGAUCAUGAAGGCGAUGAUUUCAUGAAGCCACCUUUUUUUAUUUUAUUUUUUAAAAACUUAUUCUCCGUAUAUAUCUCGUUCACUGAGUAUCCAGCCCAGGGAAACACGCUGCGUGUGAAUACUUCUUUCCUUUCUGCGCACAGCUUGACUUUUACGCACUGCACGGAUGACUACGUUUGAAAAAAUAUCGACAGUAAUUUUCUGCCUUUAUUUGAGGACCUAAGUAAGGAAUGGAAUUGCCUUUUGGGAGAAUAAUGCAAACGGGCAACAAUGUAUAAGAUUUCUCGUCAGCUCUUGAAGGAUAUACGUCUUAAAGAAACACACUGUAGUAACGCCCCCAACUCAAAAAGACCAGGACUGAGUCGGAUAUGUGCGUGUUUGUUGAUGCUCCUGCUUUGCGAACUGCCCGACUUUUCUUUGUGUGCAAGUGUGGCGGGAUCCAGUGUUGAACAUGAAGGACUUUGCCCCAACAAGCUGAACUCUAACCUCUGGGUUGAUGCACAAAGCACCUGCGAGAGAGAAUGCAACGUUGACGAGGACUGUGCAGACUUUGAGAAAUGCUGCACUAACGUCUGUGGCCUCAACAGCUGUGUGGCUGCACGUUUCUCUGAUGGCUCAUACGCACAGCCAGGUGGAGGCAAAGGCGACGAUGCCCCCACGUCCACAGCGACCUGUGAGGGCUUUAUCUGCAGCCAGCAAGGAGCAACCUGUGACAUCUGGGAGGGGCAGCCCAUCUGCAAAUGUCAGGACCGCUGCGAGAAGGAGCCCAACUUCACCUGUGCUUCAGAUGGCCUCACCUACUUCAACCGCUGCUACAUGGACGCAGAGGCCUGCAUCCGUGGGGUCUCUUUGACUGUGGUCCCCUGUCGUUUCUACCUUGCCGGGCCGCACACCAGUCCACUGCCUCAGGACACUACAGCUAAUCCCACACCUACGUCGUCUCAGGAGGAGCCUCUGCCUCCAGCUCUGUACUCCAACCCUCACCAUCAGUCCAUCUACGUCGGCGGCACAGUCAGCUUCCACUGUGAUGUCAUUGGAGUCCCAAAACCUGACGUGACAUGGGAGAAACAAAGUGAACGGCGAGAAAGGCUGGUCAUGAGGCCUGACCAGAUGUAUGGCAACGUGGUCAUCACAAACAUUGGACAGCUGGUCAUUUACAACGCCCAGGUGUGGGACACAGGUAUCUACACCUGCAUCGCACGGAACCCAGCAGGAGUUCUCCACGCAGACUACCCACUGUCUGUCAUCCGUCGAGCCGAUGAUGAUUUCUUUGAGGAUCCUGAGAUGCCCAUGGGGAGACCGUUCUCACCGGCAGAUUGUCUGGCUGAGGUCGACCUGAGGGUGUGCAGCGGAGAACGCCACGUGGACUGGUAUUAUGAUACCAAGCUGGGCUCUUGUAUGCCGUUCAGUAACGGUGGAUGUGAUAACAGUCGCAACCGAUUUGAGACUUAUGAGGAGUGUAAAGCCUCCUGUCAGAGAGAGGGAAUGGGCAUCUGCUUCCUGCCUGCUGUUCAGGGACCCUGUAAAUCUUGGGAGGCACGCUGGGCCUGGAACUCCAUCAUGAAGGAGUGCCAAGCCUUUGCCUAUGGUGGCUGCCAUGGGAAUGCCAACAGCUUCCGCACCAAAAAGGAGUGUGAAGCAAACUGCCCGGAGCCCAAAAGGAAACCUUGUAAGACCUGUCGAGUGAAGGGGAAAAUGGUGCCCAGCUUAUGCCGCAGUGACUUUGCCAUUGUAGGGCGACUGACGGAGCUGGUGGAGGAUUUGGACUCUGGGUUAGCUCGUUUUAGCCUGGAGGAGGUUCUGAAAGAUGAAAAGAUGGGGCUGACCUUCUUCAACACCAAACACCUUGAGGUGACUAUCGCCAAGAUAGACUGGAGCUGUCCCUGCCCCAACAUUACCAUGGAGGAAAACCCUUUGCUGGUGAUGGGUGUGGUGCAGGAUGGCAUAGCCGUCAUCCAGUCAGACAGCUAUGUCCGAGCAAUAACUGAACGUAGACUCAAGAGGCUACGGGAGGUUCUGGGCAAAAAGGCCUGUGGGGCAUUGUAGUGCUGCCAGGACUUAAACCUGUUUGAUCACAGAGCGUCUGUGGUCAGCUUUACAUUAAGUAAAUUUUCAGAGCGAGAGAGAGAUCAUUUUAUGAACUAUACAAUCCGUGUUGUAUAUUCAUCACAGCACAUGUUGUACUACAUUCCAGAUGUGUCCAGAUUUAUAAUAAUGCAGAAAUGCUCCUUUAAAAUUAUAUAGAUAUAAUAUCUAUAUAAAUAUAGAUAUUAUUCGUUUUGACAUGUUUUCUAUAUUUUUCCUAUUAUUUUGGGCUCUUUCAUUUAGUGUGUUUUCUAUAGAUUCCCUUGUGAUAAAUACUGUACUGUCAGGAUUUAACGUCCAGCUCAUUUUUUCACAACUCUCUGCAAAGCACUUCUGCUAAAUUAGCUUUACCGACAUUCUCU
This is a messenger RNA of Solea senegalensis (Senegalese sole), 2608 nucleotides long. RefSeq names its product WAP, follistatin/kazal, immunoglobulin, kunitz and netrin domain containing 1 (gene wfikkn1). The record is from RefSeq and is a predicted model, not a curated record. Bases 432 to 2207 code for a protein of 591 amino acids. Gene Ontology annotation, cellular component: extracellular region. Gene Ontology annotation, molecular function: serine-type endopeptidase inhibitor activity; protein binding. The transcript has 2 exons. NCBI's taxonomy places the organism in Eukaryota, Metazoa, Chordata, Actinopteri, Pleuronectiformes, Soleidae.